AUGAUUUACGUUACUGAUUACGACAAUCAUCGAAUCAUGGCAUGGGGAUUUAAUUCAAGCGAAGGGCAGAUUGUUGCCGGUGGCAACUUGCAGGGAACUGGCAUACAUCAAUUAAAUCAGCCCACAGAUGUGAUUUUCGAUAAGAAGUACGAUUCUCUCAUCAUUUGUGAUAAAGGAAAUCAGCGCAUAGUACGAUGGUUUCGUCGAAGGGAGAAAACUCCCGAAAUAGUCAUUAGAUCGGUUGAUUGCUGGUCUUUGGCUAUGGACAACAACCGUAAUCUAUAUGUUUCUCGCUAUUUAAACCCAGAAAUAAGACGAUAUACCGAUAAUGAUACUAUUGGAACACAGCUCACAAUUGGAUACAACAAUUCAAUACCAUUCGAUGAGCCUACCUAUAUUUUUGUUGAUGAGAAUCGUUCGAUUUAUAUAUCAGAUUGGGGAAAUAAUCGAGUUAUAAAACAGGUGAAAGAUAUGCAGUACAACAGUAUCGUUGCCGGUGGAAAUGGUCGUGGGAAAGAUGAUCAUAAACUAACGUAUCCUCAAGGAUUAUUCGUUGAUCAUAUGAAUAAUCUUUAUGUAGUAGACGGAGAUAAUGAUCGAGUAAUGCGCUGGUGUAAAGGAUGUAAAACGGGUGAGAAGGUUGUUGGUGGUAAUGGAGGGGGAAACCAAGCAAAUCAACUUAGUGGUCCCAAAGAUUUGGCAUUUGAUCGAAAACAUAAUCUUUAUGUUGUCGAUCGCAAUAAUCAUCGAGUGCAGAGAUUCGAUGUUGAUGUCAAUUGA
This is a messenger RNA of Adineta ricciae, 780 nucleotides long. Lineage: Eukaryota; Metazoa; Rotifera; Eurotatoria; Adinetida; Adinetidae. The record is from the annotation of a GenBank genome assembly.